ACAGUUGCGAGCGACGUACGUUUGAAAGUGCUAACGUGUUAAAUAUACCUAAUUUGUUUACGCUCACAGUUCAUUUCGAGUCUAUUCACGGGUUCAUUUACUUAAAAGAGCAAUAAAGCUCAUCGCAAGCUUGAGUCAACGUCUAAAAUGAGAUAAACAACACGAGGUGUGUCUCUCAUUAGUCCCUGAGGCCACGUCCAUGUAUUGUUGUUCUUUUCUUUUGCUAACCAGCAGUAAACAAAAAACAUCCCACAACUUCAAUUCGACACAGCAUUACAAAGUAUGGUAUGAGCUAAUUAAAUGUAUCAUCCAAUUGGAGGCAAUGAAAUAAAUCAGGGCUGGUCCAUGUGGUGAAUCACGGGCACACAUGACAGUGCUCAGCAUAUUAUCACUUAUUAGCAGACGGACACCAGCUCACGGCUGGGCGUCGGGAUGGCGAGCAUGAGCUCCACGCUCGUCGAGACCGUCUCCAUCAACUACGAGGACUUUAACGAGAGCUUCCUCACCUGCGGCACCUGUCUCUGCACUUAUGACGGUGGAGAACACACCCCGAAGCUCCUGCCGUGUUCGCAUACAGUCUGUCUGCAUUGUCUCACCCGAAUAGCCGCCUCACAGACCAGAGACGCCGGUAGCUUCCGAUGUCCGAUAUGCCGCGAACUUAUAACAAUACCGCGCGGCGGAGUACCAGCCCUACCGCCCUCAUUCCUCGUAAACCAGCUGCUAGAUCUCAUGGCCCGCCAGCGUAGGGAAGUCAUACCACAGUGCAGCUCACAUCCCGGCAGAGAGUUGCUCUUCUGCGAGACUUGCGACUGCGUGUUCUGCAGACAUUGUGCGGACCCGCACAGCGAUACGCCUUGCGAUCAUACCGUCGUGCCGUUUUCGAUAGCACUGAAAAGGAUGUCGGAGAUAUUGUUGUAUAGAGCGAAUGAAUGUUUGAGUAAGUUGGGGUCAGCCCGGGAGGCGGUAGCGAGCGAGCUGCGAAGGUUGGAAGCGGCGGCCAGUGCGGCGGACGAGGCCAUCGACCGGCAUUUCGCGGAGCUGCGCGCGGCGCUCGACAAGCGGCACAGCGAGCUCAAAUCGGCCGCCGCCGCCGCCGCCACGCACAAACGAAAGCUGCUCGAGGAACAAUUGAAGUUGAUCGAUGCGGAAAAAACGAAAGUGGAAGCAGAAUGUUCAGGUCUGCAGCAGCAAGUCGAAGUCCGCGAGGUGAGUAGCCGCGCGGCAGCGCUGGGUGCACGGCUGGGCGACGCUGCGGCGUUGGCAGAGCCGCGGGAGAACGCUUUCUUAGCGGUGGACUUCGCACACAACGACGCGCAACACAGGUUCGCCGAGGCGCUCGCCGAACUCGGACGCGUACGAACCAGCACUACCUUCCCUGGACUGUGCACAUUGCAGCUUGAUUCGGCGUGUGUGUGCGGGUUGGAGGUGGUGGUCACUCUCCGUACAGUGGACUACCACGGCGAGGCUCGCAGCACUGGAGGCGACCCCGUGUCGGCCGCCGCCACGCUCGACGACCAGCCGCUGCCCUGCAACGUGGUCGACUUGGACUCCGGACUAUAUAGGAUCUCGAUGCGUCCGUGGGCGGCGGGCGCGGUGUGCGUGCGCGUGUGCGUGUUCUCGCGCGGCGUGCGCGACUCGCCGCUGCGCGCCAGCGUGGCGCCCGCCGCCGCGCCGCUGCUGCUGUGGGGCGCGCGCGGCACCGGCAAGGACCAGCUCAGCCAGCCCGUCGCGCUCGCCAGGUGUCCCAAGCGAAGAGAGAUCUAUGUGCUCGACGCAGGGAAUUCUAGGGUGAAAGUGCUGGAUGAAGAGACAUUCGCAUUCAAGAAUCAUAUCGUCAAUGAAGGUCUAGCGGGUCGGAGUUGUACAGGGAUAGCCGUCACCUCGGAAGGAGUAGUUGCUGUCAACUGGCGGACGCGGACGCUUACCGAGGUGAACAACGAGGGCAGCACGGUGCGCACGAUCAGGUCGGAGCGGCUGGUGGAGCCGGUGUGCGUGGCCGCGGACGCGCGCUCGCGGCGCCUGGCCGUGGCCGACAACGGGGCCCGGACCGUCUUCGUGUUCGACAGCACCGGGAAUAUUGAACUAGAGAUCGGCAACGGCGACCUUGGGUUAGUGGGUGGCCUGGCGCUGGCAGAGGACAUGAUAGUCAUAGCGGACGUCGCCGUGCGGAUAUACGACGCCGAAGGCAACCUCCGGACGACGUUGGCGCCCGUACCUAAAGGUCGGGGCGGCUACGGUGGCAUAGCCCUAGAGAACUCUGAGAACGGGCGUCGUAUAGUGUGCGCUCGCUCGGUGCGGGGUCGGCCGGCGCUGCUGGUGGUGGAGGCGAAGGAGGGUGGCCGCAUACUGGCGGCGUGUGAACUGGCGGACAAGAAACCGCGUCGCGUGGCCGGACUUACGCUACUGCCAGACAAGAGAGUACUGCUGUGCGAUCUAGCCGGGGACUGUCUCAGGCUGCACACCUACUGGUGAAUGAUUAGAAGAGAAAGGUGGAUGGUUAACUGAAAACGCCACAAGGCAAACUGUAAUCGAAUUUCAUGCUAGUCCAGUAUUGUAACGGAGAAUCGAAUGUUGGCCAUAUCUCGGACUGCGAGUGGGAGGUACUUGUACCAAAGUCAGCAGGCGCACGCGCACAGUCAUCCGCACAGGUCACGCUUCUCAAAUUGAAGUAAAUUCCUAUUUUAUAUUCAUGAACGUUUGUUAAGUAUUGUACGCACAUACUAUGCGUGAGGUUGUUGAUUAAAAUGGGAUUUUUAAAAUGUUACUCAUGAUUUUCAAAUGCUUCCUUUGUUGCUGACUGUACGCAAGCACUGCGAUAUAUCGUUUACGAUAUGUUUAGUACUUACAGUAUUUAUUUCGUAUUAAGUUGGUUAAGAUAUGUUAUUUUUUUACGGCAUCGAUGCUGAAUAAUUCGGCA
Molecule: messenger RNA, 2917 nt
Organism: Pectinophora gossypiella (pink bollworm)
Lineage: Eukaryota; Metazoa; Arthropoda; Insecta; Lepidoptera; Gelechiidae
Product: tripartite motif-containing protein 3-like
Exons: 13
Coding region: 433-2472 (679 amino acids)
Biological process (GO): positive regulation of DNA-templated transcription
Cellular component (GO): nucleoplasm; chromatin
Molecular function (GO): zinc ion binding; protein binding; ubiquitin-protein transferase activity
Source: RefSeq, a predicted model, not a curated record